AUGAAGGACCCAAAAGCUUCCCCGAAUACCUUCCACUUCCUCAAUCUUCCACCAGAGCUUCGAAACAGGAUCUACGACAUCAACCUGUCCGUUGGCCGGCCUGUAGUUCUUAACGCCGUCGACCGUGAUAGGCCCUUUCUGGCAUGCUGCGUUUCUGACAGCGAGAGGGACUCCAACGCUGCGUGGUCUCGGUCUUGCUUCAACCCCAAGCUACUGCUCACAUGCCGUAAAAUCAACCUGGAAGCGACGAAGAUCCUGUACGGAAACAACACCUUUUCUUGCACGCUUAUCUGGCGCUUCGUAGCCUGGCUGGAGAGCAUUGGUGGAUCAGUGGUGCAUGUGAGAAAGGUCGACGUUGGAAGUAUCUCUCCUUUAAUGAGAAGCUGGUUACCCACAAAUGCAACACCUGACUUCGAUCGCUUCCUGGAAGUGUUGCAAGAUGCGACUGAGCUCGAACAGAUGAUCCUCGAUGCGAAAGAGGUGAUGAGUAUCUGGCCGAAUCCUCCUGACGCCGCGGAGAAAUUCCGUGGCUUCCUGCUAGCUGUCAAGGAGUACCGCGAAGCGAGCGGCGAUGUCUUCGACAUCAUCUGCUUGAAAGCAUCGGGAUCUGCAACCGAUCCUUACUAUCGCCGAUUUUCAGAGGAGCCAGUUGCGAGAUACCAGAGCCAGAUGCGAGCAAAGCUGCGCGGUACAGCUGAUUGA
Molecule: messenger RNA, 702 nt
Organism: Pseudocercospora fijiensis CIRAD86
Lineage: Eukaryota; Fungi; Ascomycota; Dothideomycetes; Mycosphaerellales; Mycosphaerellaceae
Exons: 1
Coding region: 1-702 (233 amino acids)
Source: RefSeq, a predicted model, not a curated record